AUGAAAGUAGAUAUUUCAAAAAUUAUUACUUUAUUUUAGCUAGUUAUCUGUAUUUUAGACUUGAUCAUUUGCCAAGAAGAGCAUGAUUAGCCUAUAAAAAGAGACCAAGUAGCUAAAAUCUUUUCUCUUCAUAAUACCUUAUUAGAUUUACACUUCGGUUAGCAGGUGAUUGUUCCCCUUAAUUUUUAAAACACGAAAUACAGCAUUUAAAAAAAUCAAGAAAAUGGAAUAUUGAUAGAUGAAUUAGAAUUUGUUUUGGUUGAAGUUAAAGUGGAUUCAAAUAAUCUUUAUUAGGUAUAUUAUAGAGAAGUAGGUUCUUUUGAAUAAGAGUAGUUCUAAAGUAUUGACGGAGUGCACUUUUUUAAAUUCAUAAAUCUGAAAAAUAGGACUAUUGAGAUAGUUUUAAGAAACAUAGAAUAUGAAAUCUAAUAUCAAAGCUUCUUAAGCAAAAAGAUAGACUUUCAUAAUGUUAACAGCAUAAUUCAAUUUUAAGUAGAAGUUAUUUCUUUAUAGUAAGUUGUCUGUCCAUUUGACUGCUUUGGAAAUGGUUCUUGUUAAUAAAAUGGAUAGUGUCUUUGUUAAGAAGGGUAUUCCUAAUAGUUCUACUGCUAGACUCAAAUAAAAGACUAAGCAGUAUAAUUUGAUAUUUAAACAAGGAUCUUUGAUUAAACUCAAACAAAUGAAAUUGAAUUAAUAAUGAAUGAAGACUGGGUAUUUUAGACAAUUAACGUAUUGUUUGAUUAAUACAUUUAAAAUUAAAUUGAAUCCAGUAUCUCCUCUCAUAUGAAGCCUUUAUCAGUGAGCAUCAUAAUAGAAUAUCAAAAAUAAGAUCAAUCCCCUAAUCAUAAAUUAAUCCUACUCGAUAUGAAUACAUCUUUUAGAAUCCUGUAGAAAGAAAAAACUCUAGGGAAUAGAUUUAUCACUACAAUAGAUGUUUUAUACUAAGAUUUUUAAGCAAAGUCUCUAUCUAAUAAUAAAAACUCAUAUCCAUUUAUUAUUGGUCAUAAAGGAUGUAAGUCUAUAGAUUUAGUUGUCAAAUUUAAUUAUCUAUCUUAGGCUGGAAUUUCAGAAAUAUUUACUUUGACUUUCGUGAUUAUUUUUUCUGUUAUCUUUGUGUAUAUUUUUGCAUUAAUCCUUAGAAGACGCAAACCAAGUUUCUUCUCGUAAGAUAUUUAAUCUAUAAUGUAGAUGAAUUUGGAUUAAAGUGAAAUACAAUUAAACAUAGAGUAAAUUAAUUAGUAAAUUCAAAGUUAAAUGCCAACUUUCCUUUAUACUUUGCCAACAAAUAAUAACUUAAAUGGUACUCAUUAUGAGUGCUUCAUUUGUUUAAAUAAAUACUAAGAUCUUGAUGAAUGCAGAAUGACUAAGUGUGGUCAUGUAUUCCACAAAAACUGUGUUGAUGCAUGGCUUUAAAAAAGCCUAGUUUGCCCUGUAGACAGAGUAAAUCUAUAAGUUAAAUGCUGA
Molecule: messenger RNA, 1464 nt
Organism: Tetrahymena thermophila SB210
Lineage: Eukaryota; Ciliophora; Oligohymenophorea; Hymenostomatida; Tetrahymenidae
Product: zinc finger, C3HC4 type (RING finger) protein
Exons: 1
Source: RefSeq, a predicted model, not a curated record